AUGCCCGUCUCACUGGCGCGUUAUGCCGGCCACGCCGCCAAACGGCUGUGCCAGGCGCCCCGACCCUCCGUCGCCAACAGCGCACCGCGCCUCCAGCCCUUUGCCCGCUGCCUAUCGACUUCGCGCCCGCGCCACUACGCCGACGUGCAGGAGCAGAGUGCGAAGCUAAUCCAGACCGAUGCCGACUUCGCGCACCCGGUUGACCCCGAGAGCAAGGGCACCAUGAACACGCCUUCGGACGACGGCACGCACACCGACAACAGGAAGAUCAGACACUAUACGGUUAACUUCGGUCCCCAGCAUCCGGCUGCCCAUGGUGUGUUGCGAUUGAUUUUGGAGCUCAAUGGCGAGGAGAUCGUGCGUGCAGAUCCCCACGUUGGUCUGCUGCACCGCGGCACGGAGAAGCUGAUCGAGUACCGGACGUAUCUGCAAGCGCUGCCGUACUUUGACCGUCUGGACUACGUCUCUAUGAUGACCAACGAGCAAUGCUUCUCGCUGGCCGUGGAGAAGCUCCUCAACAUUGAGGUCCCUGAGAGGGCAAAGUACAUCAGGACUUUGUUCGGAGAGAUCACCCGCGUCAAGAACCACAUCAUGUCCGUCACCACGCACGCUAUGGAUGUCGGUGCUUUGACUCCUUUCUUGUGGGCUUUCGAGGAGCGUGAGAAGCUCAUGGAAUUCUACGAACGUGUUUCUGGUGCCCGUAUGCACGCAGCCUACGUACGUCCUGGUGGCGUCUCGCAGGAUCUGCCAAUCGGCAUCCUCGAUGAUAUCUACCAGUGGGCGACCCAGUUCGGUGACCGUCUCGACGAAACUGAGGAGAUGUUGACGGACAACCGUAUCUGGAUCGGCCGAACCAAGGGUGUUGGUGUUGUCUCAGCAGCAGACGCCAUCAACUACUCCUUCACUGGCCCUAUGCUCCGCGGCUCAGGAGUACCCUUUGAUAUCCGCAAGUCGCAGCCCUACGAUGCAUACGACAAGGUCGAGUUCGACGUGCCCGUCGGCAUCAACGGCGACUGCUACGACCGUUACCUCUGCCGUAUGGAAGAGUUCCGACAGUCACUCCGCAUCAUCCAGCAGUGCCUGAACGACAUGCCCCCUGGCCCCGUCAAGGUGGAGGACUACAAGAUUGCCCCGCCACCACGCGCCGCCAUGAAGGAGAAUAUGGAGGCACUCAUCCACCACUUCUUGCUCUUCAGCAAGGGCUACAGCGUUCCGCCUGGCGAGACCUACAGUGCCAUCGAGGCACCAAAGGGCGAGAUGGGUGUGUUCCUUGUUUCAGACGGCAGCGAGAGGCCGUACAGGUGUAAGAUCAGGGCACCUGGGUUCGCACAUCUGGCCUGCAUGGACCAGAUUUCAAGAGGUCACUUGCUUGCAGAUGCUGUCGCAAUUAUCGGAACCAUGGACUUGGUCUUCGGUGAGGUCGAUCGGUAA
Messenger RNA from Didymosphaeria variabile, 1431 nucleotides. RefSeq names its product ndufs2, NADH ubiquinone oxidoreductase 49 kd subunit (gene NdufS2). The record is from RefSeq and is a predicted model, not a curated record. Bases 1 to 1431 code for a protein of 476 amino acids. NCBI's taxonomy places the organism in Eukaryota, Fungi, Ascomycota, Dothideomycetes, Pleosporales, Didymosphaeriaceae. Gene Ontology annotation, biological process: mitochondrial electron transport, NADH to ubiquinone. The transcript is spliced from 2 exons. Gene Ontology annotation, molecular function: NAD binding; NADH dehydrogenase (ubiquinone) activity; quinone binding.